GUCUGAUCUGAACUGAAGUAGUAUUUUGUUGUUGGACUUCUGUGCUAGUCAUGGCUUGGACAUAAAUUAAAUCUAAAAAAGUGUAACUUGGGACAGCGGUGUUUCUACUCCAGGGUCCAGUUUCUGGAGGAAAUCUGAGAUCAACAUGGAUGAUCCAUUUGAUUCAUAUCCAGAAGAAAUUAAAGAAUGUCAACAAGCUCUGAUGAACAAUGAUCCUGCUGCAGCAGCUGCAAAGAUUCAAGAAUAUUUAGAAAAGCAAGAUAAUAUUCCACUAAAUAUUGCCGUCAAAGGAGAAUGUGGCUCUGGUAAAUCCAUCUUUGUUAAUGCUGUUCGGGGCAUAGAUGAUGAGGACAAGAAAGCUGCUUCCACUGGUUGUGUAGAAACCACCAUGGAGGUCACUCCAUACCUCCAUCCAAAAUAUCCUAAUGUUAUCUUUUGGGAUCUUCCUGGAAUUGGCACCACCAACUUUCCAGCUGAUAAGUACCUGGAGCAUGUUGGAUUUGAGAAGUUUGACUUCUUCAUCAUCAUCUCAGCUGAUCGCUUCAGAGAAAAUGAUGUGAAAUUGGCUCGGGAGAUUCAGAAGAUGGAGAAAAAGUUCUACUUUGUUCGCUCAAAGAUUGACCAUAACAUCCAGGAUGAGGAAAGAAGUAAGAAGACCUCCUUCAAUGCAGAGAAGACUCUUAAAUAUAUAAGAGAAGACUGCAUUCAAGGUCUUCUAAAACUGGGUAUUGAGGCUCCACAGGUCUUCCUGGUGUCCAGCUUUGAGCUCCACCUGUAUGAUUUCUCUCGCCUCCAUGAGACCUUAGAGAGAGAACUUCCUGACCACAAGAAGAAUGUUCUACUGUUUGCCAUGCCCAACAUCAACCGUGAGAUCAUCAAGAAGAAGAAAGAAGCUUUUCAGGCCCAAAUAAAAUACUUUGCUGGUUUGUCUGCAAUAGUAGCAGGUGUUCCAGUUCCUGUGCUUUCUACUACUGUUGAUCUAGCCAUGAUGGUAAAUGUUAUCGCAGACUAUCUACUUGGAUUUGGCCUUGAUAAGUCGUCACUGCAGAGACUUGCUGGAACCACAGGUGUACCAUAUGAGGAUCUGCUUGUUGUCAUCAGAUCACCUUUGGCUUUGCAAAUAUUAGAUGAAGAUGUGCUACUGAAGGCAAUAUCCCACAUGUCAAGCACUCUUUUUUUAAUGGCAGCAGAAGAAGGGUCCAGAUUCAUUCCAGUGCUUGGAAUCCCAGCAGCAAUGAGUCUCUCUUUUACUGCAACCUACAGAACCCUGAGUUUUUUCCUCAAUGAACUUGCUGACGAUGCACAGAGAGUGUUUAAAAAGGCUCUGGGUUUGGAAACAGCAGUGUGAUAUCAUAAAGUAAAUGCUGAAGGGCAUUUGUCUUGUUGAUUUUUCAACAGGAGGCUGUAAUAGAUUCUAGAUAGAUUAGUACAGCAUCCCAAUCAUAGCCUUGCUGCAUAUUUGAACCAAUAUUCAUUUACAGUAGAUGUGUCAGACAGCUUCAGUGCAGAUCUCAUUUACUCUCUUCAUCAGUACAGAAACAAGAGUUACUGCUCACACCUUAAAGUAGUCAAACUUGUGUCUUUAUCAUUUUACUGUGGGGAGAGAUUUGAUCUCAUUAUUUGUGCAUAAACUGUGUACAAUGUAGACAAACGCUUGUGUAAAAAAAAUCAUUAUUUUGAUGCUUUUUGAAAUUGUGUGAUCAAAAAUGUCAAUGCUUUGAGCAAAUCAGGUGAAUGUUGGCUACUGAUGAAGCAUCUGUAUCUUGUUAUCUUGACUGACUGAAUAAAUUGCGAUGGUUUUUGA
Molecule: messenger RNA, 1804 nt
Organism: Amphiprion ocellaris (clown anemonefish)
Lineage: Eukaryota; Metazoa; Chordata; Actinopteri; Pomacentridae
Product: interferon-inducible GTPase 5-like
Exons: 3
Coding region: 146-1348 (400 amino acids)
Cellular component (GO): membrane
Molecular function (GO): GTP binding
Source: RefSeq, a predicted model, not a curated record